AACCUAAUAUAUUUACAUUUUAUAUAUAAAAUGAGAAUAAAAAAUUGUUCACUAGGAAAGAUGAAUAGCAAAAAGCACUGAUAAAAAUCAACAAAAUUUUUAAAAAAUAACAAAAUUCUUAAGAUAAAAAUAUAAUAAGCGCAUAGAUCACGAUGAUGACCCGUAACAAGUACGUGUCGAGCGACAGGGCGAUCAUAUAGGUACGGGGUACACCAAACAGGAGUGAUCCGAGUGAGCGAGUGACUGAGUGAGUUGGAGGUCGGAGGAGUAUAUUGGCCAUUUCCGCAGGAAGCCCUAGUAUUUCAAUUGUUCAAGAAAUUGCAAACAAAAGAUGUUCUGGGAAUGAUUUAUAAAUGAUAAAUCUGACGAAAUGAAGAAAAAAAAGAAGAGAAAAGACUUUUCUUAAGUAUGGCUUUCUUGACAUCGGACAACGUGGGUACCCGACUAAAAGCGGCACGUGCGAAUAUAUGAAUGAAAGUUUACGAGGAUAGUAAGAACAGGUCAAUCUACCAAUUGACCAUUGGUCAGUCGGACCUGCACAAACGAAAGUUCAGAUCGUUUAUUCUUUUUGUUCAUCUUCAGACACUCCACAGGCAUAUGCCAUAAUGGCUUCAUGUGCACACGCUAGCCUGGUAGUAUACCUACCACCACUGUACGGAAUUGGUCAAGCAGAGUGCAACAGAUAAGGGUUGCCAUGGUGGGGGAUAGUUGACUCUCUAGUGGCCAUUCGGAGUCAGUUGCUCUUAUGCUUGCCAGACAUUAACAACACCACGCUGGGCUCUUACAGUGAGGGCCUCGUGACUCGAAACGUCACAGGUGAUUCGAAACAAUUUUAACAAUCCUAAUUGUUUAUCGUGAAAUUUAUUUUUCGUUUAUUCGUUUAUAUAGGAGAGACUUGAUCGAGAAUCCCUAUUUUUUUCAUGGCUGAUAUUUUAUAAUUGCAAGAAAAAAGUGAUGGAAAUUAUCCCGAUUAUUGUUGUUGACAUUUGCACUGGUGAAUUUUUUUAGUGACAAUUCUAUACAUAAAAAUUGAACGUGAAUUUACAUAUUUGAUUGUAGUGAAGGUACAAUUAAAGUAAGAGUGAAUUUGAAUGAGGUAUUCGAUAGAAGAAAUCAAUCUAUCUUUUCUGUCUAUUGACAUGGAAAGUGCGCGAUUUUAUCGGUGAUUGCAAUUUCAUUUAGAAAACAUCGAUUGCUCAAGUGCUCGAAUUCCUCAAACUCGAGGAUCGAUGUGGAAGAAUGCGGAGGAAAGAAGUUUGAUAUUCGUUUCGAACCUUCUUGUAAGGUCGUGGAGGUCAUCAGGAUCGAGAGAACAAUGACGAUCGAUAGUUAAAGAAAUUGUUAUAAAAAUUUCGUGGAGGGUGAUCGAGGGUUUGUUUUACGAGGGGUUGUGGAUAUUAUGUUAGCAACAGGGUUAUGUGUAUUUCUGGUGUUGGCGUUGGCGGGAAGCGUUUCGACGCUUCUGCCAGAAGAUUUCGAAGAUCGGACUGCUCCUGCCAAUCUCCAAGAAGAAUGCGCCUCGAAAUGCCCGGAUCUCGAUUUGAAUCAGAAUCGAACGGACGAUUCAAGCUCGGAGGUAGGAUGCGGUAUACGAUGCAAAAUCGACCAAUGCACAAAAGGCUGUGGAGCAUGGCAACGAGCACUCGAUACGAGUUGUCAAGCUGUUUGCAAUGGAACCCAAGAAUUGCUACCACCCAAAGAAUUGUAUUGUGUUCUGGGUUGUCACGAUGCCCUAAAUCGUUACUUUCAACAAUUAAAAGCGGAAAUAGGUAUUCCACCGGCACCAGCACUGGUAGCUGACUCGUUGACCGCGACUUCCUUGCGUCUUGAAUGGAAAGGAAUAGACAUCGAAAGACGUGGCGGAGGCAUUUCGUACUUAGUGCAAUGGAGGUACGAAGAAUUGGCCGAGACAUGGCAAUAUUGCAGAAAUCAAUCGUGGGGUGAGGAUGAUCAGAUUUUGGUCGAGAAUUUGCAACCUUAUACAAAGUACAGGUUUCGCGUAGCGUUACUUUUAAAAUCGUCUCAGCACAAUCCCGAGCCUAUCGUCUCCGCUCCAAGCGUCGUGAUACGAACGCUCGCGGCCGGUUUACCAACCUCAGCACCGGUAAUUGUAAGAGCGGUGGCAGUAGACAGUUGCCGCGCGUCUGUGUCUUGGGAACCGGGCCCUUUCCCCAAUGGGCCACUUUUGUCUUAUGUCCUGCGUCUGCAAGGGGCUGAUCACUCCCAGCUUAAGGAUAUACCAGCAUCGGAGAACACGGAUCACUACAUGUUCCAAAAUCUUGAACCGAACAAGAAUUAUUCCAUUAGCGUGACCAUGAGAAACGGAGUUGGUGAGGGACCACCUGCGGUAACUUACAUCAUGACAAAUCCAGAACCGGCUGUGAAAGACACGCAACAACCUAUUUUAAUUCUUGGAGGUCAGCACGUGGUUAUGAAACAGGACGCGGAUAUGUUGGACGAUCCCAGUGUGGUUUACGAAAACACGAGCACAAUUCGAGGAGUGGCGAUUCACGUAGCCUCCGCGCAGCUUUUCAUUUCCGAUUCUUUGGGAUACGUGUACAGAACGUCAAUCACGAAACGAACGACACCCACGAUGAUACUUAGCCCCAGCCAAGUGAACUUCAAGCCUCUCAGUCUAUCCGUUGAUUGGUUAAACCUUCACCUGUACAUUUUGGGCGAGGUGAAACACGCGACCACGGUUUGGCAGAUAGCUAGAUGCAAUUUAGACGGAAGAGGUUUGACGGUAGCCGUGGCUGGUUUCUUAACGCGACCCACACACAUCGAGGUAGAUCCGUACAACGGUUACUUGUUCUGGGUCACCAGAGGCGGUUUAUAUCGAUUAGAUCUGGCUGACAUAAGCAAUGGAGUGAAGCACGAGGUUCAGCCAUAUUUGAUUCUAGAAGACGCCGAUUUAGGAGCAUUCACCGUGGAUCACACGAACUUUCGUUUAUUGGUUCCCCAUCAUAUUCAAAACACCGUAAUAUCUGUCUCUUUGGAUGGUCGCGAAGUUUUAAAUCUUCGCGCCAAUACGCAGCAACCGAAAUUCAAGAACGUGGUCUCCUUGGCUAUGGCGAACGGUUUGUUUUAUUGGACGAAUGGGGAAGAGGUAUUGAUAGAAGGAUACCAUUCGGGACAAAACAGAUAUUUUCACAAUGCUUAUCCAGAUAGAUCGAACGGUUCAUUUGUCAGUGUCAAUGUACUUAUGGACGCGAGCCAGCCCGUUCCUGUCCCCGUAAAUCCUCCUACAGGCGUGCAAGCUGUGUUGGGGGUGGAGAGGGCGAAAGUUUCCUGGCAAGCGCCUCAUCUGUUGGGCGGUCAGGGGAAAGGCGCUUGGCAGAAUUGGUCUUACGAAUUGGAGAUCAAAGACGAGUCUACCGGAGAGACGAUCCAUCAGAAAGAUAUCGCUGGCUCGUCUUAUACUGUGCAUAAUCUUCGAGAGAAAUCAGAAUACUCGAUUAAAGCGGCAGCUUACACGAGCGCUGGCAGAGGACCUUGGUCCACCGAGUUUAGGGGUCGAACAUUGAGAGACGGAUCGCACGCGUCCAUAUUGUGGUCCGCGAACGAAGGUCUCCUAAGGAGCGAUGUGACCGGAGAAAAUAUCGAUACUUUGAUAUACAAAGCGAGUUUGAAAGAAGCGGAGGUUGAUUAUCAUAUUGUUGAUGUCAGUUGGUAUAAAGAUGUACUCUACAUCGUAGGAAACAAUUCUGCAUUGUAUCGUUACAAUAUCACGAGUCAUCAAAAGAUGAAGAUGAAUAUUCACUCUGUCGGAAGCGUUGCCGUCGAUUGGAUAUCGAAAAAAUUGUAUUGGGCUAAUCCAAAGCAACAAAUUAUAACAAGAGCUAAUUUAAAUGGAUCUCAUCAAGAACCCAUGUCGAUCCUGGCCAUCGUUAAAGAAUUAAUGAUCGAUUCUUUGGAAGCAUAUCUAUAUUGGUCGACAGGCCAUGCUGUUGAAGUAGCUCGUCUAAACGGACAGGACAGAAGAUAUUAUCACUCGGAUGAAAUAUUUAAUGGAAAACAAGUGAUGGGGUUAACAUUGGACACAGAAAACAGAUUCGUUUAUUGGAUCGUUCGGAGUUACGAAAGUGGAUCUAUUGUUUAUCGAGCACCAACGUCUGAGAGGAUUUCUAUGAGCCACAAAAUCGUGCCUGAAAAGAUCUCUGCUCUGCAACAUCCAAACAUGCAAGGUCCUUUAUGCUACUUCUCAGAACAUCUUCUCUGGCUUCAAGACGAUCGGAAUGCGGUGAUAGGCGAUUUGUCUGGCCAAAACACGGCUAUAAUAAAUGGUAUCACUUUGUCGGGCCUUCACAUGGUAGCUAUCAUGGAUCCGGCACUCCAUCAAUAUCCGAAGAACUUUACAUCCGAGACUGUAACGGUAUUGCCCAACGCCGUCAAUUAUGACAGUAUUAGAGUAGAAGGAACAUGGAGAAACUUCAACAUAUCCUGGGAUCCGGUGGAGAAUAUCAAUUAUGGGACUGUGUUUUAUGAAGUGAAAUUUGCGGAUUAUAUCAACACCAAUUCAAAUCCAGAAAUAACUACGGAAACAUCGAUGCCUUACAAUAAUUCCGAACAGAUUUUACCUUAUUCGGUUCUCGAAGUCACUGUAAAAGCGUUUACGUAUUGGGAAACGGCUCAUCAUACGAGAAAGAUAUUGAGAUCACCGCAGAGUGUUCCGAGUCAGCCAACGAAUUCCAGAGCAUUUAUAGAAUUCCAUAAAGAACCGCUGAGCGAAAACAUUGAUAUAUUUGCGAUAUUUAGAUGGGAUCAGCCCGAGUUCACGAAUGGUCUGAUCACAGGGUAUACGGUACAAUGUUGGUUCAAGGAGCACAACGUCGAGAUACAAAUCUGCGAUCAAUCACUUAUCCCAUCCACAUUGUUAGAGUACACCGUUCAAGACCUCUUGCCAAAUAUGACAUAUUAUUUUCAAGUUCGAGCCCAUACGAAAAUUGGCGCAGGAUUGUACACAGACGUGAUCAACAUUUCCACGAUAUACGAAAAUCCGGUGCCACAAUUGUUGGUCGCUACAAUGGACGCGGUUAGAAUAUCCGAUUUAGAUCAGGAAGUGAACUAUACAAUUACUCGACAUAUCGCGGUCGAGGUUACUUAUCUGGCUGCAGAGAGCAAGAUUUAUUGGAUCAACGAAAUGAGGGAACUGGUAACAUCGGAUUUGAAUGGAUCAAAUGCUACUAAAAUGUUGGCAUUAAACAAUAGUGCACUUAGCAUAACUGUCGAUUGGGUUGCGAGGCAUCUUUACUGGUCUGAGUUGAGUUAUAAAGAAAAUGGCGGACGCAUAAUGAAAUUAGACUUAACCAUGUGGCAAGUUGGAAUUCUCAAGUAUGAAAGUAUCGUCACGUCGAGCAGACGUAUCGUAAAUCUUGAUAUAUUACCAUCCACAGGAUCAUUGUAUUGGAUAGAGACUAAAAAAGAUGGCGGGAUAAUAAUGCAAUCUAAUUUAGACGGGAGAGACAUUCAACCGUUCUUCAAUUAUAUAGAUGAUUGUUCCUGUCCUUACAGACCGUCCGUUAGUCCUGUAAUGACCAUCGACAGUACCAAUUUUCAGAAACCGGUCAUGUAUUGGAUUUCGUUAGAAGGUCACUUAAAUAUCGCCGAUAUCGAUGGUUGUGCAUGUAAUUUGAUAGCAAGCGCGAGUUUCAAUAAAGGAUUACCGCCAAAAUCAUUAACGGUCGAUAAGAUGAAUAUUUAUUGGUCCAAUAUCGCGGAAGAUCAGAUUUACUUUGUAAAUAAAAAAUAUCCCGAUGACGCGGAGAUCAGACGCUUCUAUUUGCCAUCCGUACGAAGCAUUAAAGCUCUUGGAAAAUCCUUGCAAACCUAUCCGAUCACGAACUGUUUGAUCCCUCAUCAAGUAUCCUACAAUGUGGAAGAAAUGAAAAAAUCGGCAAACAGUAUUACCGUCAGACUUCCCGAGCCUAUUCCACAAUUUGGUUGCGAAAGAUACAGUUUACCCACCACAUUGUACACGAUAUACGUAUCUCAGUGUUUAGAAAAUGAUCCUAAUAUGUGCGAGAGCGGCGAUAGGAUAAAGUUACAAACUUACAACAAAGAAUACGAAAUAAAGGAUUUGAAGCCUUUUACGAAUUAUGGAUUGAAACUGGCUUUGAGUAAUUAUUAUGCCAAUUUGGAAUCGAUGAGCUUAGAAUUUGGUUCCGGUGUUGUAUUACAAACCGAAGCAGGAACACCUACGGCUCCAGAAAACGUCACUGUCGAAGCACUCACGCCAACUUUGGCCAUUGUAUAUUGGAUGCCGCCAAAAAUAUUAAACGCCCCAGCAGUGAGAUACGAAGUGCAUUGGAGACUGGUUCGAUUAAUAAAUGGGGCACGACAGAAGGGAGAGUUUAUAAAGGGUACGGAGCGUACUACGGACGGUAGAUACUUCACCAUGUUAGAACCGUGGUUACCCGAUCAAGAAUAUCUGGUGUUCGUCCGUGCUUAUCCCACUCACGUCAACGAUGUUUACAGUGAAAGUUCAAGUCAAGUAGUUAAAAUGUAUCCGGAACCCAAUAAUUUAACUUUAACUGGAGUUAGCGUAAAUAGCUUGAACGUAUCUUGGAUACCAACGAUCAACUUGAUGGUCAGAUAUACGUUAGAGUAUAAAGAUGUUGCCAUGGAAGAUUGGCAAGUGGCAAACGAUUUCAAGGUAGAUAAGGACAAAGUGACGUAUUUUAUCAAGAAACUGCAACCUCGAACUUUGUACAAAUUCCACUUACUUCUGAGAUAUCCUAAUUACAAGAAGGAUUUCGUAUGGCCAACUGAUGGAAGAUUCACGUUUCAAACUUUAGGUGAUGUACCGAGUGCUCCUGGUAUGCCUACGGUAACCAAACUUCGUAAUUCAGUUUAUCAAUUGAAUUGGAAACCGGCACAAGCUCAUGGUUCGCAAAUCACGUUAUAUCGUGUGGAAGGGAUGAAAAUCAAUGAGAUUAACGAGCAAAUAGACUCGACUGGGAACGCAAGUUGGAAGUUGUAUUACAAUGGUACAGACAAUUACUGGAUAAUCACAGGAGACAUGGAUGACAAGUACAGAUUUCGAGUUCAAGCUAGGAACGCGUACGGUUUCGGUGGUUGGAGCAGAUCCAGCCCGAUCAUUGAUUUAACGGAAGCUACCGGAGGGAUAUUAGCGGCUCAACAACAUCUUGGUUUAGUGUUGGGACUUAGCGUUCCUGUUAUCAUUAUUAUGCUCAUUUGUUCCUGUUAUUUCCUUUGCCCAGUGUACCGACAACGCAAAGAAGAUAAAAAGGCGGUCUUACCUCCAUUAGUAAGCGAUGUCGAAUUAGCGACACUUCGAGAGAUACCACGUGGAAAUUUCGUUCAAUCCAACGCGUUAUACGCGUCUACAUUGCAAAACGAUUCGGACGAUUCUACCCUUCCUAAAAUUAGAAGGGAACAAAUAACAUUAGCGAAAUUUUUGGGUAGUGGAGCUUUCGGAGAAGUAUUUCAAGGAAAUGCGAAGGAUUUGGAAAGGCCAGGAAUUACACCAGUCGCAAUUAAAACGCUUCGAAAGGGAGCUUCGGCUCAAGAAAAGACAGAAUUCCUUCAGGAAGCUAGACUCAUGAGUCAUUUUCGACAUAAACAUGUACUCAGACUUUUAGGAGUUUGCUUAGAUACGGAUCCACCGUUAUUAGUGUUGGAACUAAUGGAGGCUGGGGACUUGUUGAGUUAUUUAAGGGCAAGUCGAUCUCUGCAACCAUCGGAUUCACACGCGUUACGACUGCAAGAUUUACUUGCCAUGUGUGAAGAUGUAGCAAGAGGAUGCCGUUACUUAGAAGAGCUUCAUUUUGUACAUAGAGAUCUUGCGUGUAGAAAUUGUUUGGUAUCGGCCAAAGAUCGAGAGAAUCGUGUUGUUAAGAUUGGUGAUUUUGGACUUGCUAGAGAUAUAUACAAAAACGAUUAUUAUCGAAAAGAAGGAGAAGGAUUACUUCCUGUUCGAUGGAUGGCACCUGAAUCUUUAGUAGAUGGUGUAUUCACCUCGCAGAGUGAUGUCUGGGCAUUUGGUGUAUUAAUGUGGGAAAUUACGUCGUUGGGCCAACAACCGUAUCCUGCCAGAACAAAUAUCGAAGUAUUGCAUCAUGUACGUGCAGGUGGAAGAUUGUCCAAACCUUUGAAUUGUCCACUCGCGUUACAUCAACUUAUGUUGCGUUGUUGGAGCGAUGUUGAUACCAGACCAAGUUUUAAAGUUUGUCUAGAAAAUAUAGUUAGUCUUCGAAGUACUAUAGAGGAUGCGCAAUUAAAUCCAGUUGCUAGUUAUUACUUAUCUAGAAGGGGCGUCUCUAACAUGGCUUACUUUGCUGACGAGAACCAAAAUCAUAACAAUUCAGGGAAUUCAUGGAAAUCCAGCAGUUCAGAAGGUAGUCGAGAUAUGCAACCAUUCCUUCAGAAUUCUCAUAAUGCAACACCUACAUCACAAUCAGGGGAAAUGCCAAAAUAUUUAGAAUUAUUAGCAGAUAACGAAGAUAUUAUUCUAAAAGAAAAUUCAACAAACGGAUACGAAGUGCCACGAUCAAUUCACAUAUCCGAUCAAAAUUUAGCCAAUACAAAUAAAGCUAGUACAAACGUAGAUGUAAAAAGUAAUUUGCAUUCUGAUGCAUCGCAAGAACAAAAAGAUAUCAUUUCGAAUGAUAUUAAAGAACAAUUGGAAAAAAAAUGUGAUAAAAGAUCAUCGAUAUCUAGUUUAAAUUUAUCAGAACGUAAAAGAGCAUCGAUCACAAAUAUGACUGAGAAAUGUAAUACUUUAGAUAGUUCGAAAUUAACUAAUCCUACUAUUAAAGCGAUAUUAAAAAGAGAUUCAUUUACAUCAUUGACUGAUCAACGGAAAAAUAAAAGAAAUGUAACUGAACGACGGGGAUCUGAAAUAAGUUUAGAAGGUAGAAGCUCUAGUUCUUUAAGCUCGAAUAUUAGUUUAGCACCACCUACUCGACCUAGUUCAUCGUUAAUUAGUUCACAAAAUGUUCUUCCAUUAAAGAAUUGUGUUAUUGGAGGAACUGGUGAAUCAACUGAUAACGUCGCGAAGAAUACAUUACCGAAAAUUCAAAGAAGUCAUUCUAAUUUACAAAAUGGUAAAGCUAAUAUACCUUUAGUGAUAAACAGUGCAUUAUUAAAUUUGUUAAGACAGACUCCAGUUGUUGAAGAUAGUAACAAUAUAGUUACGUAUACGAACAUUAAUACGGAUGCUGUAAGAGUAAAUGGAUCGUGAAAUUGUUAAAGAUGUAAUAGAUAUUAUCAUUUAAAAUAUGUUUCUAUAACAGAAUCUAUAAUUUCAAUGAUAAUUAUCAAUCAUAAUCAAAACUGGAAA
Molecule: messenger RNA, 9301 nt
Organism: Apis dorsata (giant honeybee)
Lineage: Eukaryota; Metazoa; Arthropoda; Insecta; Hymenoptera; Apidae
Gene: sev
Product: proto-oncogene tyrosine-protein kinase ROS
Exons: 24
Coding region: 1400-9202 (2600 amino acids)
Biological process (GO): regulation of TOR signaling; multicellular organism development; positive regulation of kinase activity
Cellular component (GO): membrane; signaling receptor complex
Molecular function (GO): protein binding; ATP binding; transmembrane receptor protein tyrosine kinase activity
Source: RefSeq, a predicted model, not a curated record